AGGUCCGCCCCUUGAUCCGCAGUGAUUAUGGCGCCGUCCUACCCUUCCGACUGGGAUGAUGACGAGCGGAUGUCAUUUUUAUUCUCUGCCUUCAGAGCGACGCGAGAUGUGGACAGCGCGGACUGGGACAGUAAAAUGACAUUCUGGAUCCCCCUGAUUUUGCAGCACGCCAAGUCUCAAGGAUCUGUCAGUGUCACGCUGCACCAGCUGCAGUCACACUUCAUCCGCAAGGGCAGCACGCCGUUGGGUUUGGCGGUGGUGAUCCAAGAGAUGCUCAGACGCGGUUGCCUGCACCAAGAAUCAGAUUUUGUGUCUGGAGUCUCCAGCGGUUGGAUCUCAUGGGGCAUGAGGCAAGUGGUCAUCAAACCUCUACAGUGGACCUUGGGCACCAUCCUAGGUGGGAAGAUGAAUCCAGAUGAGCCAUUUGUGAUUCCCGAUGCCUUGAAGGAACGGGCAGAGCUUCUGUUGCGGAUAUUCCAGUCCUCUCCAUUGAGUUCUACCUCCUUGCUGCUGGAAGAUGAAGUAUACACGCUCUGCAAGGAUCACUUUCCGGACAGAUCUGCCUUCAAUCUGAUUUUAUUACAACUGCAGCGAGAUAAGAAGAUCUGUGUCUUGCAGAGGCACGGGGAGAAGUUUGUGAAGUUUGUCCGUGGCGGCAGGACUCAGGUGACCCCAAUUGGAGAAUCUGAUUUUGGAAUUUAUGAAUUACAUAAAAGUCAGAAGCUGCUAUCGGAGAGGGUGCAGAGGGCGAGUGACGAGUCUGAUCGGCUGAAGGAAGAGGCAAUAAGCUUUAAGAGAGCUGGAAAUAAGCAGCAGGCUGUGCGAUGUAUGAGACGCAGGAAGUUGUCAGAACGACGGCUGUCAGAGGUACAGAAUAAGCUGGACACUGUGCAGAGCAUCCUGGAGAGAAUAUCAAUGGCAGAAACUGACCGCAUGGUGAUCUCUGCGUACCAGAUGGGGGUGACGGCGCUGCGCACUACACUGAAGGACGUCAGUCUGGAGAAGACGGAAUGCUUAGUGGAUCAGAUUCAGGAGUUCUGCGACCUUCAGGAUGAUGUUAGCCAGACCUUGGCUGGAGCUGUGCCCGGGGAUAUUGAUGUGGACGCAGAUGAACUGGAGAGAGAGUUGAAUGAGAUUCUCCAGGAAAAUGACACGGACCUUCCCGACGUCCCUACUGGACCGCUGACCUCCCCACAAAGACUCCCUGCUGUGCACAAUAGUGGAGCUUUUGACAUGGGUGACAUGGUAAUAAAUCUUCCAGAUGUUCCCAGGGUUCCCGGCGCUGUUCCCAGGGUUCCCGGCGCUGUCUCCCCAGAUCGAAACAGUGCUUUUGAGACAAGUCGGAUGGCAGUAGAUGUUUCCGGAGCUCCUACUAAUCUAUACACUUCUCCCAGGACUUCCAGCACUGUUCCCAGGGUUCCAGUCACCUUCUCCCCUGAGAAAGCCCGAGUAUUCGAUAUCCUGCAGCCUCUUAGCAGCCACUUCCUGUCUAAAUGCAUUGGCUGCACAUCGUUUCUUAAGGUGGCUUUCCUGAUGAUGACAAAAGCAGAACAUGUCUGUGUAAUGAGCAUCCACACCGCUGCUUAUUGUCACUUGAAGAGCAGAUGUGGAUUUAGCAUUGCAUUACCAUGCUGCGACCACGUGCCAAGCCAUUGCUAUGCGUUUGUGGCAGGCAAGUAUGUCAACGUGCGUGACUUUAUCAAGGUCCUAUGGACGAAACGCAUCGGGGACGAGCACGCACGUUGGCACGCAGAAUUUGCUACUGAUUCAAAAGACUUCAACGGAUGGUGUCGUAUCACUCUAAAAGGGUCGAGGGAUUGA
Molecule: messenger RNA, 1821 nt
Organism: Nanorana parkeri
Lineage: Eukaryota; Metazoa; Chordata; Amphibia; Anura; Dicroglossidae
Gene: CHMP7
Product: charged multivesicular body protein 7
Exons: 14
Coding region: 28-1821 (597 amino acids)
Biological process (GO): late endosome to vacuole transport via multivesicular body sorting pathway; vesicle budding from membrane
Cellular component (GO): ESCRT III complex; multivesicular body; cytoplasmic side of plasma membrane
Source: RefSeq, a predicted model, not a curated record